This is a messenger RNA of Cryptosporidium muris RN66, 636 nucleotides long. RefSeq lists its product as uncharacterized. The record is from RefSeq and is a predicted model, not a curated record. NCBI's taxonomy places the organism in Eukaryota, Apicomplexa, Conoidasida, Eucoccidiorida, Cryptosporidiidae. The transcript has a single exon. Bases 1 to 636 code for a protein of 211 amino acids.
AUGAAAUUUUUACUAUGUUGUUCUUAUUCAUCGAUAGAUCUGGCUUCCGAGCUUGCAGUUGAUAAUACAGUAAGUUCCAAGGCAGAUUCAGAUACUGAGCUGAAAUUGUUAGAAAUUUCUUCAAUAAAAAAUACCUAUAUUAAUACUGCAAUUAAUAGAUUACAUCAAGCUGAGAGUGAUGCACGAAGUAUUAUAGCAAAAGCCAUGAACAAUCGUCAAGUAUAUCUUGAUAAAGCAAAAGAUGUAGCAUAUGAAAUUGUUAAACCAUACUAUGAUCUUGCAAGUGAAGAAAUAACGGAAAUUGAGAUGUCUCUUAAUAAGGAAUUACAUAUUAAGUCUCUUGAAGAUAUUGCAAGAAAAUUAGACUAUAAUGAAGAGGAUAUAAGUAGCCGCAAGGAGUGUGCUGCUUCAUACCUACUAAGUCAAGUUUGUACUGUGCAAUUUUCGAUAGAUAAUCCCAAUUUCAUUCAUAAAUAUUUUAAUAAACCAUUAAAAUUGCGUUCAACAAGUAUAAAGGAUAAAUUGAAAAAUCGGAGUAAGGGGAGAAAAACCAGUAAUGCUAUAAGCUACAUAUCUUCUACAAGUAAUAAUUUUUUAUCUAAAUCAGUAUCCAAUAUUUCGAAAAUAUUAAAUUAG